UUGGCUCACUGGACUCUGUCUUGGCAGCGAACGGAGGCAAGAAAUAGUUUGCUAUUGUCAAGGUAUGCGAGGCUCAAUGUGUUGUUGAGAUUUAAGCAGAGCGACGCAGCCCGUUUCCGUGCGUCAAAUGGGUGCGGUAUACACGUGUUGCUCCUGGGGCUAUGCCAUGGAGGAAAAGAACGCGAUUUUAUGUCAUGAAUCUUUUAACUACCAAGAACUUCCAGCACCGAGCCUGAAUGGGGACUCCCGGGUCAGUGUGUCCAGCGGCACCAUAGACCUGUCCCAGGAGUUCCUGCCGGCGCCAGGGGCGGACUCGAACAGACCCCUGUGGAGCACCCCCAGGAACUCCACCCCCAGUAACACUGAACCGGAGUCCGAUGGAGAACUCCAGGCCUUCAUCAAGAUGAGGAACCAGUCAGAUAAGGCCUCAGAGGAGUGGGAGAAGCUGAACUAUGACAUCCACACGCUGAAGUGUGCCCGCCGGGAAGUCACCACCAGGUGGAAGAAGAUCCUGCUGAUGCUGGGCUACCAACGGGAGGUGGACGCUCUGCUCUCCGUGAACAGACAGAUGGCUCAGCUCGAGUCUGAGAACUUGGACAGGGCUCGAGAACUGCUCCAGACCAUAUGGGAGGAGUCUGGACUCUUCCCCCCCGGCAUCGCAGCCAAUGACAGAUAUGUCGUCGUCAUGGAUCGCCUGAUCUCUCUGGACAGUGCAGACGACUUUGUUCGAAUAGCCAAGGAGAAGUAUCCAAAAGCACCAGAAUGAGAGAGAGAGACCGUGGGUACCGAGGAUACCGUGAACAAAUCGUAUGAUGUGGCUGCAUGUCUCGAUGAAUGAUGUUUCACUACCCCCUGUUGGUAGAGGGUAUAAAUUGAAUGUACCAAUCAAAUCUUUUUGACAUGACUGUAUAUUAUGAUUUUACUGAAUGAUGGCUCAUUUUGAAAAUGUAAAGGUGGAAAUGAGCAUGCAUAAAGGAUGCUUUAUAUGCAGAUGCAGGUCAUAUUUAUUCUGCAAAGAGCAUUAAUUUACUAAACUGUCAGUGUAUGAUUACCCUGGAAAUCCAGAGUUCUCGCGAGAGCACAAUGGAAUUGUCUCUCCGAGACACUCUGGCAAUG
Alosa alosa (allis shad) is the source of this 1116-nucleotide messenger RNA. Its product is annotated as melanoregulin-like. The record is from RefSeq and is a predicted model, not a curated record. Gene Ontology annotation, cellular component: melanosome. The transcript has 5 exons. Gene Ontology annotation, biological process: melanosome transport; melanocyte differentiation. Bases 128 to 766 code for a protein of 212 amino acids. NCBI's taxonomy places the organism in Eukaryota, Metazoa, Chordata, Actinopteri, Clupeiformes, Clupeidae.